Molecule: messenger RNA, 1467 nt
Organism: Beauveria bassiana ARSEF 2860
Lineage: Eukaryota; Fungi; Ascomycota; Sordariomycetes; Hypocreales; Cordycipitaceae
Product: ammonium permease
Exons: 3
Coding region: 1-1467 (488 amino acids)
Biological process (GO): ammonium transmembrane transport
Cellular component (GO): plasma membrane
Molecular function (GO): ammonium channel activity
Source: RefSeq, a predicted model, not a curated record
AUGACCACGGCUGUCGAGUACAAUGGCACGACUGGCACCGCCGACGCGGGCUACUCCAGCGAUGUCGACGACCUCAACAUCUUUUACGACGUACGUUCCUUGCAGACCCUCUCUUCUUAUCCAUCUCUUCUAACGAUUCAGACCGGCCACAUGACAUUCAUAGUCAUCUCCGCCUUGUUGGUGCUUCUCAUGAUUCCAGGUGUUGGCUUCUUCUACAGCGGCCUCGCCCGCCGCAAAUCGGCCCUCCAGCUGGUACUUCUGUCCAUGCUGUCCGUCGCCGUCAUCGGCUUCCAGUGGUUCUUUUGGGGCUACUCGCUGACCUUUUCGCGCACCGGCAACGCCUUCCUGGGCGACCUAUCCCAGUUUGGCCUGAUGAAGACGCUCGCGCAGCCCAACGGUGGCGACGCGACGCCCGACAUUCUCUUUUGCCUCUAUCAGGGCAUGUUUGCCGCAAUAACCCCUGCUCUUGCUAUUGGUGCCGUUGCCGAUCGCGGCCGCAUGCUCCCCGCCAUCGUCUUCAUGUUCAUAUGGUCGACCGUCGUUUACGACCCCAUUGCCUAUUGGACGUGGAACGCCAAUGGAUGGCUAAUGACGCUGCCUUCGUACGACUUUGCCGGCGGCGGCCCUGUACACGUCGCCUCGGGCGCCUGUGCCCUCGCCUACAGCCUCAUGCUCGGCAAGCGCGCCGGCUACACCCACAACCAGGGCCUGCCGUACCGUCCGCACAGCGUAACCAACGUUCUCCUCGGCACCGUCUUUCUUUGGGUCGGCUGGUUUGGCUUCAACGGCGGCUCUGCGCUCGCCAUGAACAUUCGUGCCAUCAUGGCCUGUUACGUCACCCACCUCGCCGCGUCCUGCGCCGGCAUCACAUGGGUCCUCCUCGACUACCGCCUCGAGCGCAAGUGGAGCACCAUCGGCUUCUGCUCCGGCGCCAUCUCCGGACUGGUCGCCAUCACGCCGGCCGCGGGCUUCGUUCCCACCUGGGCAGCCGUGGUGAUUGGCGUCGUCGGCGCCAUCUGCUGCAACUUUGCGACAAAGCUCAAAUUCCUCAUUGGCAUCGACGAUGCGCUGGACAUUUUUGCUGUGCACGGCGUCGGCGGCAUUGUUGGGAACCUCCUCACUGGCAUUUUCGGAGCAUCGUACAUUGCCAACCUCGACGGCAGCGAACACGCGGCCAUUGGCUGGAUCGAGGGUAACUGGGUGCAACUCGGCUACCAGCUGGCAGGCACCUGCGCGGCUUUUGGCUGGUCCUUUGUUCUCUCCUGCGUCAUCCUCUUCCUCAUGAACCUCGUGCCUGGCCUGUCGCUCCGCGUCAGCGCCACGGAUGAGGAUGUCGGCAUCGACGACGCGCAGCUCGGCGAGUUCGCGUACGACUACGUCGAACUUAAGCGCAACUUCAACGACCUAGGUGUGGCGACCGAUGUCUCGGCGUUGAGCAGCACAGAAAAGGUGGCAACAAAGGUUUGA